This is a messenger RNA of Gadus chalcogrammus (walleye pollock), 692 nucleotides long. RefSeq names its product DEAD (Asp-Glu-Ala-Asp) box polypeptide 49 (gene ddx49). Gene Ontology annotation, molecular function: nucleic acid binding; RNA helicase activity; ATP binding. NCBI's taxonomy places the organism in Eukaryota, Metazoa, Chordata, Actinopteri, Gadiformes, Gadidae. The record is from RefSeq and is a predicted model, not a curated record. Bases 228 to 692 code for a protein of 154 amino acids. The transcript is spliced from 4 exons.
AAAUUUUUUAUUAUUAUAGCCCACUAAACCAGACAGAGAAAGAGUCUGGGGAGAGAGAACCUAUCAGAAAGCGGGUGUUGGCGAUACAUGUAUUACGUCAUCAGCAGGCGACUGUUUAAAGUUUAGCCACGAGGAUGUGUUUUUAGCAUUCGACAAGGUGAUUUUCUAUUAGAACAAACCACCAAGAAGCAGACUUGUAUACAAAAGUUGGCCAAGGAAACGUCACCAUGUCGGAUUUCUCCUCGCUUGGCCUGGCCGACUGGCUGAUUAAGCAGUGUAAACAACUAGGAAUAAACAAACCCACUCCUGUCCAGGAGAACUGCAUGCCACCCAUUCUCGAAGGUCGGGACUGUUUGGGCUGCGCCAAGACGGGCAGUGGAAAGACUGCUGCGUUCGUCCUGCCGGUGCUACAGAAACUAUCCCAAGACCCCUACGGUAUCUUCUGCCUGGUCCUCACACCCACCAGGGAGCUGGCAUAUCAGAUCGCAGAGCAGUUCCGGGUCAUUGGCAAGCCCCUGGGCCUGCGGGACUGCAUCGUCGUGGGUGGGAUGGACAUGGUGACACAGUCCUUGGAGUUGUCGCGGCAACCUCACGUUGUCGUGGCGACACCGGGAAGAUUGGCGGACCACAUCCGUAGCUCCAACACCUUCAGCCUGAAAAGGAUACAGUUUCUGGUAAGAGUCGCUCUCUAG